Messenger RNA from Lycium ferocissimum, 846 nucleotides. RefSeq lists its product as uncharacterized. The coding region runs from base 1 to 846 and encodes 281 amino acids. Lineage: Eukaryota; Viridiplantae; Streptophyta; Magnoliopsida; Solanales; Solanaceae. The record is from RefSeq and is a predicted model, not a curated record. The transcript has 3 exons.
AUGCAGUGGGAAGUAGUGAUGAAUACAGAACAACAAGUUACAUCAAAGUUAUGUCAUCAGGAUAUUGGCACAAACUUUAUUGCUACUUUUGUUUAUGCCAAAUGUGAUAAGGAAGGGAGACUAGAUUUAGGGGACAACAUGUACCAACUUGCUAGUUCUAUGGUGUUACCAUGGAUGGUUGGUGGAGACUUCAAUGUAAUUUUGUCAGAGGAGGAAAAGUUGGGUGGUUUGCUAGUAACUUUGAGUGAAUGUGAAGAAUUUGCUUUCUGUAUCAACUCUUGUGAAUUAUUUGACUUGGGAUUCAAAGAAAGCCCAUUUACUUGGUGGAAUGGGAGAGCUGCAGAUGAUUGCAUUUUCAAGAGACUGGAUAGAAAGUUGAAAAACUUGAAAGUUGCAUUAUCAAAAUGGAGUAAGGAAAACUAUGGGGAUAUCUUUAAAAAAUUGGCAAUAAACGAUGAAGUGAUAAAGAUGAAGGAAGCUCUUUUUGAAGAGGAUCCUAGCAUAGUGAACAAAAUUAUUCUUCAGAGAGCUCAAGCAAAAUUGAAGAAAUACUUAAGCUUGGAAGAACAAUAUUGGAAACAACUGGAUUCUAUGGAGCUUAUUACAGAGGAAGCAAUCAAGUUCUACAAGAAGCAGUUUACUAAGGAAAGGGACAUCAAUGACUUUAAGUUGUUGAAGCAUGUUCCUACUUUGGUAACUUGUGAACAGAAAAUGGCUCUAUGUUACUAUCCAACUAUAGAGGAGGUGAAGCAGGUUGUAUUUGAGUUGAGUGGGGACAAUGCAGGUGGUCCUUAUGGGUUUACAGGAAUAUUUUUAUCAACACUGCUGGGAGAUAAUAGGAAAUGA